This is a messenger RNA of Vitis riparia (riverbank grape), 1546 nucleotides long. Its product is annotated as nuclear pore complex protein NUP54. Gene Ontology annotation, cellular component: nuclear pore central transport channel; nuclear pore. Gene Ontology annotation, biological process: protein localization to nuclear inner membrane; nuclear pore organization; NLS-bearing protein import into nucleus. Gene Ontology annotation, molecular function: structural constituent of nuclear pore. The coding region runs from base 117 to 1232 and encodes 371 amino acids. The record is from RefSeq and is a predicted model, not a curated record. Lineage: Eukaryota; Viridiplantae; Streptophyta; Magnoliopsida; Vitales; Vitaceae. The transcript has 9 exons.
CCCAUAUCGCCUCCUCUUCUUUCCCACUUCCCACUUGCCACACUCAUCACUCCGACCACGACCAAUGGCUGCCACCGCUCUCUUGGCCGCCUAGUCCUCUUUCUCUCAACGCCACAAUGUUCGGAGCUCAGCCCUCAUCCGCUGCUCCCUCCGCCUCCGCCUUCGGCAGCCCCACCUUCGGCACUCCGUCCUCCGCGUCUGCCUUCGGCACUCCGUCUUCUACUCCUGUCUUCGGCACUCCAUCCACACCUUCCUUCGCCUCCGGAUUCGGAUCUUCUCUCUUCUCCACCCCAUUCUCUCAACCACAACCACAACCACAACCACAACAGCAACAGCAGACUCCAUUUUUUCAGCAGCCUAGCUCAUCUGGCUUCGGAUAUCAAACCCCGUUCGCCGCGCCGCAGUCGACGCCGGCUCCCCAGUUGACCACUCAGAUGGCUCCCGUGGCGCCUCUGCCAUUCUCGCUAGCUGAUCGUGACGUCCAGGCGAUUGUCGAGGCUUACAGGGACGAGCCUGGAAACCCCAAGUAUGCUUUCAAGCAUUUGUUAUUCAGUGUAACCGAUCCACAGUUCAGGGUGAAGCCUGCUGGUGCAUCAGAUAUCAUGUGGGCAGAGGCUAUGGGGAAGCUGGAGGGUAUGGAGAGUUCUGAGCGGGAGCGUCUAUGGCCUCAGCUUGUUCAGGGUUUCAAGGACCUUUCACAGCGAUUGAAGCUUCAAGAUGAAGUCAUCCUCUCAGAUGCUGAGAGAUUGCGAAUGACCCAAAGCAAUGUGAAACUGCUUCAAAGGCAUUUUCAGGCUGACACUCUUCCUUGGAUCCAAAGAAUGAGACAGAAGGAGCAAGGCCUUCAAAGACGCCUCUUAAGGGUAAUGAGAAUAGUGGAGGCAUUGGAAGGUAAGGGUUACCGGUUGCCCUUAAUGAAAGGAGAAGUUGAAUUGGUUGAGAAGUUAGCUGCAAUAACUAGACAGCUGAAGGGAUCAGGAGCAGAACUUUCUAGGAGGGUUCAAAAUCUGCUCACCAUUUCUCGUGUUCAAGCAAAUGCCAUUGGUGGUGGUGGUUCUGUUUAUCUCCCGGGAUCAACAAAAAUACAUGAACAGAGCCUUGCUGAUAUGCAGGAGGUCUUACAACAGCAAACGGAGGCAAUUGCUAGGCUUGGAAAUGUAUUGAAGCGAGAUAGCAGGGACAUGGAGAUUAUAAUGUCAGAGGACACAGAAAUGACACAAGACGGAAACUAGUGCAUGAUGUGAAUUAUUGGUUUUCCUUUUGUAUUGAAGGCUCUGCAUUUUAACCAAGUUGGAAGUUGGUGGCUACCAUAUUGGCAGCUCCUGAUUGUAACAGAAUGUUCAACGAUUUUGAGCCAAAUAGUAACAUCGGUAGUUUCAUCAUUCUUCUCUUGAAUACAGAAUAUUCUUUGAAUAAUGUUUUGGAACCUAGCUUCCUUCCUUUCUAAGUAUCACACCGGCCGAAAGCUUGGUUGACAUGCUCUAAGACAUUCGCUAUAACAUCUCUGUAAUAUAUACAUAUGGUACAAUGACAUUUUCAUUUUUCA